AGCUUUAAAGACGAUCUCUCGCAAAUGACAGAUUUAUAGAAAAUUAUUAUUCAAAUUUGGGAGGAUACGGGUCUUCCUUCUGGCAUUUUUCGUUCGAGGAAAGAGCAGCAGCAAAGGCGACGCUCAACAAUGGCCACCCACGUGGAGGGUCUGGUGGAUGAGGUGUACCUGCCGCCGGCUGGGCUGGCCCGCAGCGCCCACUGCUCCUCCAUGGAGCAGUACGAGCAACUCUACAAGCAGUCCAUCGAUGAGCCAGAGACCUUCUGGGGCGAGAUCGCCAAACAGUUUUACUGGCAGCAGCCGCCCACCGGCGCUUUCCAUGAAUUCAACUUUGACGCCUCUAAAGGGAGGAUUUUUGUGGAGUGGAUGAAGGGCGCCCAGACCAACAUGAGCUACAACUGCCUGGACCGGCAUGUGGAGGCUGGACACGGAGAUCAGGUGGCAUUCUAUUGGGAGGGUAACGAGCCAGCCGACUCGGCGCGUCUGACGUACGCCGAGCUGCUGCAGCGGGUGAAACGGUUCUCCAACGCUCUACGCUCACUGGGUGUGCGCCGCUCGGACUCUGUGGCGCUCUAUAUGCCGAUGGUGCCCGAACUGCUCGUGGCCAUGCUGGCCUGCGCGCGCAUUGGAGCCGUCCACUCCAUCGUGUUUGGCGGAUACUCGUCGGACGCGCUCGCUGACCGGAUUCUGGACGGCCACUGUCGGCUGGUCAUCACCGCCGACGGCGUCUGGCGCGGCAACAAGCUCAUCAAACUCAAACACAUCACCGACCACGCCGUGGAGCUAUGCGCCGCGCGCGGCCACCCCGUGGAGCGUGUGGUGGUGGUGCGCCACCUGCCCCGUCUGCACCACCUGGUGCCCUCCGUGGGGGACCAGCCCGACGGCUCCGAGCCCUACGACGUCAAGACUGGCUGGAACUCCGGCAGAGACCUCUGGUGGGAUGAGGCGCUGGAGGGAGUCUCUGACGAGUGCGAGCCGGAAUGGGUGGACGCUGAGCAUCCGCUGUUCAUGCUGUACACAAGCGGCUCCACGGGUAAGCCGAAAGGCGUACUGCACACCACCGCCGGCUACAUGCUGUAUGUGGCCACCACGUUCAAGUACUCGUUCGACUUCCGCCCUGAGGACGUGUACUGGUGCACGGCCGACAUUGGCUGGAUCACGGGACACUCGUACGUCACUUACGGCCCGAUGCUGAACCGCGCUACGUCAGUGAUGUUUGAGGGCACGCCCUUCUACCCGACCGGAGACCGAAUGUGGGAGGUGAUCGACAAGUACGCCGUCUCCAAGUUCUACACGGCACCCACCGCCAUCCGCGCGCUCAUGAGACUCGGAGACGAGACGGUCAAACGGCACAGCCGACAGAGUCUGAAGGUGCUGGGCUCUGUGGGCGAGCCUAUCAACCCGGAGGCCUGGCUGUGGUACCACCGGGUGGUGGGUGACGCGCGCUGCGCCGUCGUCGACACGUUCUGGCAGACGGAGACGGGCGGCCACGUGAUCACUCCGCUGCCCGGCGCCACGCCCACCAAGCCGGGCUCGGCGUGCCGGCCCUUCUUCGGCGUGCAGCCGGCGCUGCUCGAUGAACAGGGAGUAGAGAUCCACGGCCCCGGAGAGGGCUACCUGGUGUUCCGCCGGCCCUGGCCAGGCAUCAUGAGGACCGUGUUCGGCAACCACGAGCGCUUCGAGACCACCUACUUUAAAAAGUUCAACGGGUUCUACUGCACGGGCGACGGCGCGCGGCGAGACGAGGACGGCUACAUCUGGGUGACGGGACGGAUCGACGACAUGCUGAAUGUGUCCGGACACCUGCUCUCCACAGCUCAGAUCGAGUCUGCUCUGAUCGAGCACCCUGACGUCUCUGAGACGGCCGUGGUGGCCGCCCCGCACAGCGUCAAGGGCGAGUGUGUCUACUGCUUCGUUACCACCCGGCACGGCGUGGCCUGGACCGAGCAGCUCCAGAAACAGCUCAUACUCAAAGUGCGGGAGCGGAUCGCGCCGUUCGCCGCCCCCGACUACCUGCAGUACGCGCCCGGGCUGCCCAAGACGCGCUCCGGUAAGAUCAUGCGGCGCGUGCUGCGUAAGAUCGCGCAGGGCGACCGCGACCUGGGUGACCUGAGCACGCUGGCUGACCCGGGUGUCAUCGAGCCACUGUUCGAGCACCGCUGCGCAGGCGCUGGCGGAGCUCUCCACUAGCGCAGCCCACUGACAAAGGAAACCAGCUACCGGCUCAGUAGCUGCCGGGAAACUCCAGUAGGUGCCAGGAAACUCCCGGCUCCAGAAGCUGCUGGAAAACUCGAGGAAGUCAACUUCUGGCUACAGCUGCUGCCCCUCACGGCAGGAUAGUGGCAUCCGACAGCUUUCGUAGCCGACCACAGUAGCGCCUCAGCCUGGCCUAAGAAACCGACUCCAGUAGUCACUUCUCGGUCUUAGGUAGUAGCCAUCUCAUGAGUCUGGGAUCCCGUAGCCAUUCCUUGAUCAAUGGUCCAGGAUUUAUCAUCUGAGCCAUCCAUUCAAGUAGUCAUCAGAAUCCCUGAGACCUGGGUUUAGUGGCCGUUCCCAGCGCAUUCAAAGGUCCAGCAGCCGAUGGUCAUGGUUUCAGAAGCCAUUUCCCGUCCCUUCAAGCCACCUCCUGAUUCCUGGGUCCAGCAGUCACUUGGCUCUAGUAGCCGCCUCUUGAUUCCUGGGUCCAGAGUCCAAUAGCCAUCUCCUGAGUCCCGAGUCGAGCAGUCACCUCCUGAAUCCAGUAGCUUCCUCCAAUAGCCACCUCCAGUACCUACCUACCGGUUCCAGUGGCCGACUUGUGACUCUAGAAGCCUGCUCUAGCAACCGGGCUCUAGGCUCCAGUAGCCCGCAGCUAUAUGUCCUUUUCCGACACCCACCGGCUAGUCCGGCUUUCAAUGUUAGAGACAGCACAUUAUGUCGGUUUGAUGUAGGCCGUUGUCGAUAUGUUUGUAUGGGUACGUGUAAGUCAAGUAACAAUAUGCGUUUAAGGCUGCUAAUCUGUGGUCGCUGGUAGACCACUUUCAGCUGGCCAGUAGUUUAAACUGGCGAUCCGUGGAUCAGUAGAGCGCGUUGUGUGCUGGCCGCUGGGUGUCGAUAGUAGAACGCCUUGGGUGUUGCAAUAAUCGCACAAACGCCACAAGCCUGGCUCGUAGUGGCACUUCAGUGUUCUUAAACAUGUGACGGGCUUACGACGCUACAAUAGUCACUUUUAUGUACAAACUGCCAAUGUUGGUUCUGUUAAUGCUGGUCGAGAUUGGUACUCCAUGUUAACAUAUACUCAUGGUCAAUAUGAUCUGCUUUCGCCUUUCACCAUUGCGACAUUCCGGGUGUUAACUCCAGUCUAUCAGCGGUGUUAUACCAUUCCGGCCGUCCACUGGCCAAUGUAUGUUGAGUUUAAGCUUAAUAUGCGUCUAUCGGACGAUUUACCGCUGCUGCGAACCAUGGCUGUAACUCAAACAUAUCAUGGGGCAAUGGUUUUACGGCUGAGAGUUUCGCGCACAGUAACUAUUCAGUGACGCCCAGUAGCACAGUCUCUGAAAAAGUGAUAUUGUGUCAUGUGUGAGGUUUUAUCGAUCUGAUAUACAACCCGCCAGCAUACCAUUUCGCUAGUUAGCCUAAUAAAACCCCGUUUUCUAGUGCAAUACGAGACCGCCGCAGGCGUGGGGCUGCUCCGAACAUGUCUGGGACUGGGAGCGGGUUUGUCGCUACAUAUCAUAACAGGGAAUCAAUGCAUAUCAUAGCAUGGCAAGGUGGUGCGCCAUGUGCCGGGUAAAGUGUUGUCGCUCUCUGGUGUUUUGUUGCUGUGUUGUCGGAUACUGCUCUAGGUAGGGUAGUGCUGUGUCGUGCCGUGCUGUCGGGCAUCGCACGCCUCUAUAGCUAUUGAUAGUGCUCUAGUGUUGUCGAUACCGCUCUAGUGCCGUCGUGUCGUCGGCCACCGCUCUAGUGCUGUGUCGUGCCGCACGCCACUAUAGCGUUAUCGGGCACUGCUCUAAUGUUGUGGUGUUGUGCUGUCGCCUAAAGCUCCUGUUUACUCUCUGGCCAGUCUAAGAAAUAUGCAAUACACGUGGUGC
This is a messenger RNA of Amphibalanus amphitrite, 4070 nucleotides long. Its product is annotated as acetyl-coenzyme A synthetase, cytoplasmic-like. The coding region runs from base 130 to 2190 and encodes 686 amino acids. The record is from RefSeq and is a predicted model, not a curated record. Lineage: Eukaryota; Metazoa; Arthropoda; Thecostraca; Balanomorpha; Balanidae. Gene Ontology annotation, molecular function: AMP binding; acetyl-CoA synthetase activity. The transcript is spliced from 11 exons.